AUCCUACUCAUCAGUUGUUUUCUAAUCGACCAAAGAGGAAAUACCAGCUUGAGAUGAGGUACUUACUUUCGGUUAUUUUAGCCGUCCUUUUGGUUACGGCAGAAGGCAACGUUGUACCCACUAGUGAUGUCGGGAAUCAGCAGACUGAUACGCAACCUCUUCAAUUGUCCGACCGCAUCAAAGAGGCUCAAAAUGUCAUCAACGACUUGGGCGCACAACUUCAACAGAAGCUUCCCAACCAACAGGAGUUUCUCGAUGCUAUUAAGGAGCAAAGCACCAACUUAUUCAACAAUGUCCACACGUAUCUCAAGAAUAUGUCUAAUGAGAUCAAGGCCAAGAGCCCUGAGUUGGAGAACGUUUGGACAAACAUGAACAAAACACUGUCUGAAACAUUCAGUAAUUUAAACGUCAAUCCUGAGACAACGGAGCAGCUAAGUCAGCUGCGUACCAACUUCCAAGAGGGUGUUCAGACUCUUGUGUCAGAAUCAGAGAACGUUCUUAAGACCUUCAACGAUAAUUCCAGCAAGGUUCAGGAAGGUAUCGCCAAAUUUACCAAACAAGCGAUCGACAUGGCCGUGCAGGCUUCGCAGAACCUGAAUAAUCAGUUGCAGCAGGCCACGACACCACAACCAGAAAAUUAAGAAUACCAAAUUAUUCCUGCAAAUUACUAGUGUGCGUAACAUCUUGGAUAAAUUCGCGAGAAAUUCAAUUUCGCCAAGUCAGCCUAGUCUGCGUAAUCUCGUGUCGUAUCGUAAACAUCGAUAGCUGACGAAUAAUUAAUAAAAGUACUUGAUCAUUGUCA
Messenger RNA from Mycetomoellerius zeteki, 802 nucleotides. RefSeq names its product apolipophorin-III-like protein (gene A4). Lineage: Eukaryota; Metazoa; Arthropoda; Insecta; Hymenoptera; Formicidae. The record is from RefSeq and is a predicted model, not a curated record. Gene Ontology annotation, biological process: lipid transport. The transcript has 2 exons. Gene Ontology annotation, cellular component: extracellular region. Gene Ontology annotation, molecular function: lipid binding. Bases 54 to 641 code for a protein of 195 amino acids.